AUGGCGACAAAAGCGGCUUUCAAGCGGCUCACCCGGGAAUACCAAAAUAUCCAAAAAGAUCCCACUCCAUUUAUUGUGACCCAUCCAUCUGAGACCAAUAUCCUUGAGUGGCAUUAUAUCCUCACUGGACCUCCGGGAACUCCUUAUGAAAAUGGACAAUACUGGGGUACAUUGAUCUUCCCCCCAGAGUACCCAUUCGCUCCUCCCGCCAUCCGCAUGCACACCCCUAGUGGUCGAUUCCAGCCUUCUACUCGACUGUGUCUGAGCAUCAGUGACUUCCACCCGAAAUCUUUUAACCCCGCCUGGGAAGUCUCAACCAUUCUCAUCGGCCUUCUCUCUUUCAUGACUAGUGAAGAGAUGACCACGGGAAGUGUCAGCGGUUCGGAAGGUGAGCGCAGAGUGCUUGCCGCGCGAUCUCGGUGGUGGAACUCGACCGGAGGAGGUUCUCAUGUCAGCGCCACUGCCGGUGUCACUCGAACUUCCAAAGGUAUUAACAAUGUCAAGGCCGGAGAUGGAGGCUUGAAAUUCCGCACAGAAUGGCCUGAACUUGACCAAGAAAACUGGGCUUGGAUGAAAGAGCAUCGCAUCGAUUCCGCCACUGGCCAGAUUUUACCUGAUCCCGAUGCGCCCACCAAGUGUUCCCCAAAGACAAGUGCUUUACGUCGACGACCUAACGGUAGUGCUCCUGGGAUUGGUUCUGUCGUGGACGGUGGGCACGUUGCGAGAGAGGCUGGUCAAGGCUGGGCUGGACGAAACCGAAUCUGGAUCUGUGUUGCCGUCUUCUUUGGUUAUGCACUGAUCUCACGAGUAUUGAGUGAUAUGCGAGCAUGA
Penicillium griseofulvum is the source of this 831-nucleotide messenger RNA. Its product is annotated as ubiquitin-conjugating enzyme E2. Lineage: Eukaryota; Fungi; Ascomycota; Eurotiomycetes; Eurotiales; Aspergillaceae. The coding region runs from base 1 to 831 and encodes 276 amino acids. The record is from RefSeq and is a predicted model, not a curated record. The transcript is spliced from 3 exons.